CGCAUGUUUGAGUUCCAAACUCACGACAUGAGUAUAAAGUGCAAGCUGCUGCACGAGCUUCUCAGAGCGAUCGAAACAUUGGAGACCGUCUCUCCGUUUAAUUUGUGCUGUACAUACGAUGCCACCCAAAGGCAAGGGUAAAAAGCCUGCAAAGGCAAGGACCCCAACGCUAAUAGAUGGACUCACCAAGGAUGAGAUGUCCAAGGAGCAGCUCGAAGAGUACAUUGUGCGUCUUCGAGAGGAGCUGGAUAGAGAGAGAGAGGAGAGAAACUAUUUUCAGACGGAGAGGGACAAUAUCCACACCUUUUGGGAAAUCACUGACAGACAGCUAGAGGUGGUCAAGGCUGAACUUCAAAACCUAGAGAAGGACAUAGAAGAGGAUGAGGGGCACCAUCAAGUAGAGAUCAAGGUGUAUAAGCAGAAGAUGAAGCACCUCCUGUGUGAACACCAGAAUACAAUCUCUGAGUUGAAAGAAGAAGGGUUAGUCUCCACUGAGGUGCUGCAGAAUGAGCAAGAACAAUUAGAGGCUGAGCUUCGCAAGGAGAUGAGGGCCAUCAUGGUAGACAUGCAGAAGCUCGACAAUGAAAGUAUCUUCAAGGAGCUUGAACUGAAACACGAUGAAGAAAUGACUAAAACAAGGAACCACUGGGAGAAGCAUAUCACAGAAAUCAAAUCCAAUUACGCGAAAAAGAUGAAGUUGCAGCAACAAGAGCUGGACAAAAUGAGGCAAAAGGAGACCAGUGAAAGAGAGGAUCAGUGGAACCGCCACAUCGCUGGUCUUAUAGAAGACCACAACAAAGCUUUGACGGAUGCUUCUGCAUUUGUUAAUCUCAUGGAAGAAGAUCUGAAAAUAAGCGAGUCAGUCAAGACACAAAUUCAACAAAUGGAGGUAAAACAGAUGGAAAACCAGAGGGAACAGACCCAUCUUUCGCAGGAUAGCAAAUGUCUCUCUGAGCGUCUCUUGAAAGUCAAGGAGCAAAUUGCUGGAAAUGAGAAAAAAAUGAAAUACUAUGGAAUGAAAAAGGACAUCAAUGAAAGGGUAAAAAAAAAGGAGCUGAAUGACCUAAAAUUGGAACAUAAGGACCUGGAACAGAAAUUCAGCAAGCUUCAACUGGAAAAGGACGAGCAGUUCAAGACAUACUCUCAGACUAUUGAGAAGGUGCAGCAUAAAGCAGAUCUGCAGAUCAUGCAGCUGCAAAGGAAGCUGAAGGCCCUGACAGACAGCCUGGAGAAGACACAGGCUCAGCUCCACUCGGUGCUAUCUGCCUCUAACAUGGACCAAAUUGCCCUUGGUGGGGUCACAAAAAAAAUUGAGGAAAAUCUUGACUCCUGCAAUAAAUCCAUCAAGAACUUACAGUAUAAAAAAGCUCAGAUUUCCAAGGUGCAUAAGGAUCUGCUGCUGACCUACAAAGCAAAGCAAAGGGCUUUAGGUGUCCCAGUGGAGGUGCCUUGUGCCUUUUAGAGCAGUCUUGCUGGGAAUAGUCUGGGACAGGACUUUGAUCUUGGCUUUGCCCUAAAAUGAGAAGCAAUGAAUUAAAAGACUGAACCAUUUACAGCAAAUCUCACUUUCUCUAUAUACUAUCUAAUUAGAAUCUGACAUUAUAUUUUCUUUGAUGCAAAUGUUGAUGUUCAAUAACACAAAAGAUUAAUGUGAAACUGUUGGUUAGGGUUAGAGUUAGAGGGUUAAUCACAGGAAAAAGUUGUAACGCCUCUAUUUAUGUUUUAGGCUAAUCAUUUCACCACAAACAUCAAUCCUUAAAAUUGUGCUCUGCCUUUGACAGUCCUCGUAGAAAACACAGUAUCUGUUGUUUCAGCUUUC
Messenger RNA from Seriola dumerili (greater amberjack), 1819 nucleotides. It is a transcript of the gene drc4, whose product is annotated as growth arrest-specific protein 8-like. Gene Ontology annotation, cellular component: Golgi apparatus; motile cilium; microtubule. The record is from RefSeq and is a predicted model, not a curated record. The coding region runs from base 119 to 1462 and encodes 447 amino acids. The transcript is spliced from 11 exons. Gene Ontology annotation, biological process: flagellated sperm motility. NCBI's taxonomy places the organism in Eukaryota, Metazoa, Chordata, Actinopteri, Carangiformes, Carangidae. Gene Ontology annotation, molecular function: microtubule binding; small GTPase binding.